This is a messenger RNA of Drosophila kikkawai, 668 nucleotides long. Its product is annotated as RNA-binding motif protein, X-linked 2. Lineage: Eukaryota; Metazoa; Arthropoda; Insecta; Diptera; Drosophilidae. Gene Ontology annotation, biological process: mRNA splicing, via spliceosome. Gene Ontology annotation, molecular function: RNA binding. Gene Ontology annotation, cellular component: precatalytic spliceosome; catalytic step 2 spliceosome; U2 snRNP. The record is from RefSeq and is a predicted model, not a curated record.
CGCGUUUGUACCUGCCUUCCUGUACAUAAUAUACUUUUUAAACAAAUGCCUCACUGCGGCAAAAUUAUAAACAAAUAACUUCAUUUCGCGAUGAAUCCUUUAACUAACAUGAAAAAUGUGCUCAAGUUGAGCGAGCACGAGUUACAACAUGGAGGCAAGAAGAGCUGGCACGACAUGUACCGGGAUUCAGCCUGGAUAUUUGUCGCGGGAUUCCCUUACACACUUUCGGAGGGCGAUCUGAUCUGCGUGUUUUCGCAGUACGGAGAAGUUGUCAACAUCAAUCUAGUUCGUGAUUCCAAGACGGGCAAGUCCAAGGGCUUUUGUUUCCUGUGCUACGAGGACCAAAGAUCAACGGUUCUAGCCGUAGACAAUCUGAAUGGCAUUAAGAUAAUCGACAGAACGCUGCGCGUGGAUCAUGUGGCGGACUACAAACCUCCAAAGGAAAACGAAAAAAUGGACGAAGAGACUCUCAGACUUUAUAUGGAAGGAUGUGCGCCGAAGCCGCAGCUUCAACAGGUAAAAACUGAGAAAUCGAAAGAAAGAAAAAACUAUAAAUAAUUUUUACAAGCCAUCCAGUCUCAGUUAAGAAAUUAGUUAAUUAACUACUCUACCGUUUAAACCGCAUAAAAAUGAAUUUAAAAAAUAACCAAAUAUAAAACAAUAUUGUA